AUGCCCUCCGACGCUGACACUUCAAGCUCUAGCCCUGGCGAACAUGCCACCAUUGGACAACAAGAGCAAGAAACGGCACUUACAAUGAUGCAAGCCAAGUGCGAAGUUCCAGAGCCUGAGAGAUCUGCUCAAGAGACUAUCCGAGAUUAUCUCUUGGAGAAUGUCGAGGAGUUUCGCCGCCUCCACGAGUUGAGAAGAAAGGGCUGGGAGACAAGUCGAGGUGACGACCACUUCAAGAAACAACGAGCAGUCGCAGAUAAAUGCAGUGCGAGCAGUACAGAUUUCUUCUACACCAUGAUGACGACUAUCGCAAGUGACCUCGAUAAGGCAACUGAUGUUCUGCAUCUGUGGGAAAUCGAACAGCCGGCUUUGCUAGACAUGUGUGUAGCACCAGGUGGCUUCGUUGACACGGCCGCGGCCAUGACCAUGAAUCCUGAUAUUUACAUCAGAGCCAUGAGUCUCCCCGUUGAGCAAGGUGGACACGCCGUGAAGAUCCUCGAUACAAAAGUGGACGUGGAGUAUCGCGACAUCACAACUCUGGCAGCUGAUAUGGGUAUUACCAAAGACGACGUUCCGUUGAACUUUCCAGGGCCAUAUGACUUCCUAUUCGAAAAGGUCUUGGGCGAUAACGAGAAGUUUGAUCUCGUCUUCUGCGAUGGUCAAGUCCUGCGCACUCACCCCCGUGCGGAAUGGCGAGAGCCCCGGGAAGCUACUCGCCUAACUCUUACACAGAUUGCUCUGGGUCUCGAACAUUUGAAGAACGACGGUACGAUGGUGAUUCUGAUGCACAAGCUCGACAGUUGGCGAAGCUUCGACUUGAUCCACCAGUUCAGCAAAAUGGCAACGGUUCAACUGUACAAGCACCACAAGCACCACAAGAUCAGGUCUUCGUUUUAUCUUGUCGCAAAGAACAUUCAAGCUGAAAGUGCCUUUGCGAAGGACAUGGUUGCGAUGUGGAAGCAGAGAUACAAGAUUGCGACAUUUGGUACUGAUGAGGAGUAUGCUGAGAUGCAUCGAGUCACUAGAGAGACUGCGCUGGUAGGGCUUGAGGAGUUUGGGGAGAAGUAUGUUGCAAUGGGGAAGAAGAUUUGGAAGACUCAGGCUGAUGGGUUGGAGAAAGCGCCCUUUUUGGAGCAACACACGAAGGAGCAGAGCAAGCGCUGGACAUGGAAAAUGAGGUGA
Messenger RNA from Fusarium musae, 1182 nucleotides. RefSeq lists its product as uncharacterized. Bases 1 to 1182 code for a protein of 393 amino acids. Gene Ontology annotation, biological process: methylation. The record is from RefSeq and is a predicted model, not a curated record. Lineage: Eukaryota; Fungi; Ascomycota; Sordariomycetes; Hypocreales; Nectriaceae. Gene Ontology annotation, molecular function: methyltransferase activity. The transcript has 2 exons.